AUGUCUGUCCGCCCAUUUGCAGGUUCUCAAACCCGCCGCGCAGGUCGGCCGUUGUUCGCCCAAGACACCUUCGAACGGGCCCCUCAAGGGGUUGGCGAUUCUCCCCGCAUUCGCUCGACGUCUCUUCCGAAGUUGGCGCCAGUCGCCAGUGCGGGGGCCGCCGGCCCCGGCGAUCUCGAUGUCGCGCAGCUGCGGGCCGACACGCCCGGCUGCGCCGACGUGGUGCAUCUGAACAACGCCGGGAGCGCCCUUCCGCCUUCGCCAGUGGUGGAAGGCGUGGAGCGGUUCAACCGCCUGGAGUCUCUGGUGGGGGGCUACGCAGCCGAGGAGGCGGAGAGGGACGCCGUGGAGCGCCCCUACGGUGCGUUGGCGAGGCUGCUGAAUUGCGACGAGGAGGAGAUCGCCGUGGUGCAGAGCGCGACCAGCGCGUGGCAGCAGGUUGUCUUCGGAAUGGACUUCCAGCCGGGCGAUCGAAUCCUGACGUCAGUGGCUGAGUACGGAAGCAACUUUAUCAACUACCUCCAGCUGGCGAAACGUCGGGGUAUCUCAAUUGACGUCGUUUGCGAAGAGCCGUCCGGUGACAUAUCACUGGAGAAUUUGGAAGAGCUGCUGACGGGCGGCCCUGCUCCUCCGAAGCUUAUCAGCAUCUCCCACAUUCCAACGAGCUCGGGCAGGGUGUACGAUGCCGAAGGUGUUGGGAGGCUGGCGAGUCAAUACGGUGUGCCCUUCCUUCUGGAUGCCUGCCAAAGCGUGGGGCAGCUUCCAGUGGACGCCAGGCGCCUGAAUUGCACCUUCUUGUCCGGAACAAGCAGGAAAUACCUGCGGGGUCCUCGCGGUGCGGGAUUUCUGUUUGUCGCAAAGUCUGCCCUGGACGCAGGAUUUGAACCCUGUGCUUUGGACGUGCGGAGCGCGCAGUGGACAUCUAGGGAAGGGUACAAGAUGAGAAGCGACGCUCGAAGGUGCGAGCAAUUCGAAAUGAGCGUGGCUGCGAAGGUGGGCCUGGGAGUGGCCGUGAAAUAUGCCUUGGAUGUCGGGCUGGAGGCGAUGUGGCACAGAAUACGGCAUCUGGCCGGUCUGCUGAGAAGCAGGCUGGGCGAAAUCCGUGGGGUGCAGACUCGGGAUGUCGGGCCCAACCUGUGCGGAAUUGUCAGCUUCGAUGUGGAAGGCGUCGAUGCCGCAGAAGUCGCAGCAGCGCUGAAGGCGGAGCGCAUCAGCGUCUCUGUUUCUGGCAUCGAUUCGUCGAGGCUGGAUUUCGAGAAGAGGGGCUUACGGGAUGUCGUCCGCGCCUCCGUGCACUACUACAAUGAGGAAUGGGAGAUUGAACGAGUGGGCGAGGCAGUGCAGCGCCUGAUGAAGCGCACCUGA
Molecule: messenger RNA, 1365 nt
Organism: Ostreobium quekettii
Lineage: Eukaryota; Viridiplantae; Chlorophyta; Ulvophyceae; Bryopsidales; Ostreobiaceae
Source: the annotation of a GenBank genome assembly